This is a messenger RNA of Coccidioides posadasii C735 delta SOWgp, 3081 nucleotides long. RefSeq lists its product as uncharacterized. The record is from RefSeq and is a predicted model, not a curated record. Gene Ontology annotation, cellular component: endoplasmic reticulum. Lineage: Eukaryota; Fungi; Ascomycota; Eurotiomycetes; Onygenales; Onygenaceae. Gene Ontology annotation, biological process: phosphatidylinositol dephosphorylation. Gene Ontology annotation, molecular function: phosphatidylinositol-4-phosphate phosphatase activity.
CUAGCUUCUGAAGAGUGUUGCAUGGGCAGUCUUUUGUCUUCUCAGAAUAAAGGAUAAUGCCGGGCCUGGUGAGAAAACUUCUGAUCAUCGCGGCAGUUGACGGCUUGAUACUUCAACCGUAUGGAAAUGGAACUCGCAACUAUGGCGGUGCGGGGUCUCCCUCGCUGCAAAUCGACUAUAAGACUCCUCGAAUGCAACCGCUGUUGACAGACCGCACUGUUCACGCCAGGAACGACAAGCGACUUGAGGCGCAUGGGGUUAUCGGGAUACUCUCCGUUGCUUCAUAUUCCUUCCUGAUAUCGAUUACCCAGCGGGAGCAGGUGGCUCAAAUUCUAGGAAAACCGAUUUUUAUAAUAACAGGCGUCGCGGUUAUACCCUUGUCGUCACAGACAGAUGCCUCCAAAGCGAUCGUGCACGCACAGCGCUCCUUGAAAACGGAGUCCGCGUUUGGGGCUGAUGGCACCUCGGAUAAUGAAACGGAUCAAUCCGAAGCGCCUGAUCAAGAGGAUAUAAACCCGGAUUCAUUGCCCCCUCCUCUUGAUCGAGAAAAGCAGAUACCUUCCGUUCAACCCAACAGCCACAUUGCUGAAGAUGUUAUCAAGAAAAGAGGUCGCUAUCGUAGAUUUGCAAGUCAAUGGUUCUUUGAAAAGCUAUGGCAAGGCGAAAAUAAGCCAUCCAGGGAUGUGGAGUUCAGAAACCUGAGUAAUCCAUCCGCCAGAGGGCGAAAUCAUAACGACCCCCAAAUGCACGAUGCUAUGGAACUUGAAGAAUUUGAUUCCUCAGGACGGAAGUUGGUGCCGUCUCCACGGCCCGACGAGAGUGAAGAACGAGCUCAUGAGCUGAUGCCAAAAUUUUUACGAUAUACCAAAAUGUUUUUUGGCUCAAGAAGUUUUUAUUUUUCCUAUGAUUAUGAUAUCACAAGAAGAUUUAGUUUUCAAGAUCCUCAAGUUUCCCGAUUACCUCUAUCAACUAGAGCUGAUCCAUUGUUUUUCUGGAAUAGACAUUUGCUGUCACCCUUUAUAGAAAGUGGAGAGCUUGACUUUGCCCUUCCUGUAAUGCAAGGCUUUAUCGGUCAGCAGGAAUUCACUGCUGAACCCCUCCUUGGUCCAAGUGAUACUCAUGCCGGUGGAGAAGUCUGUGACCCUGUUGGCGAGGACGAGAAUCCUGCUCCACCAUCGCCUGGAGGAAAUGAUAGGUUCCUCCUUACUCUCAUCUCUCGUCGAUCCAUUAAGAGAUCUGGAGUUCGGUAUCUUCGCCGAGGUGUCGAUGAUGAAGGUAACACUGCGAAUAUGGUCGAGACAGAACAGAUACUAUCCCGGCCGUCGUGGGAUCCUACUUCAAAGGUAUAUUCCUUGCUGCAGCUACGUGGAUCAAUUCCACUGUACUUUUCGCAAUCACCCUACACAUUUAAGCCGAUCCCUGUACUUCGACAUUCCGCUUCCACAAAUCAACUUGCUUUUGAUAAGCAUUUUCACGACAUUGGAAUGAGAUAUGGAAAGGUACAGGCUGUGUGUCUCCUUGACAAGCACGGAGUGGAAGUCAACAUCGGAGAAGCCUACGAGAAAUAUCUUGACAAGUUUAAUAGCACUGGAGGCCUUAAUGGUCACGAUGUGGGAUAUGAAUGGUUUGAUUUCCAUUCGGAGUGUCGAGGUAUGAAAUUUGAAAACGUAAGGCGGCUCGUUGCUAAACUAGCUGAUACCCUGGAUGCUUUUGGAGAUACUGUGGUCGAGAACCACGGGGUUUUGAGGACCCAGUCAGGAAUUGUGAGGACUAACUGUAUGGAUUGCUUGGAUCGUACUGGUGUCACGCAGUGCGCCUUUGGCCAACGAGCCUUGGAGCAACAGCUAAAACAAGAAGGCUAUUUUAUUGACCUCCAAACCAGCACCACUACCCAGUGGUUUAAUAUUUUGUGGGCUGACAACGGGGAUGCCAUCUCUAGGCAAUAUUCCUCGACUGCUGCUUUGAAAGGAGACUAUACAAGAACCAGGAAACGCAACUAUCGCGGGGCACUAAACGACCUAGGCCUAACACUCUCUCGGUACUAUAACAAUAUUGUGAACGACUAUUUCUCACAAGCAUGCAUCGAUUAUUUGCUUGGGCUUGUCACGACGGGAGUAUUUGACCAGUUCGAAAUGGAACUUGAAAGCACAGACCCCGGGAUCUCAAUGGAAAAAGUCCAGCAGAAUGCGAUAGAAACAAGUUGUAAGAUCGUUAUUUCCGACGAUAAAGAGGAGCUUGUUGGAGGUUGGACCAUGUUGAGUCCUCACGAGCCGAAUACGUUGAGGUCCCUGCCGUUCGAACAGUCCGUCCUCUUGCUCACUAAUGCGGCCGUCUAUUGCUGUCGAUUCGAUUGGAAUACAGAGAAAGUUACGUCGUUCGAGCGCAUUGACCUCGAUUCUAUUACGAAAAUAAAAUACGGCACGUAUAUUACGUCUACCCUCACUGAAGCUCAGAUGGACGAGAAGCGAAAUGUGGGUAUAGCAAUUACCUAUAUGCCAGGAAAGAAAACCAUGUUGCGGGUCAAUACUCGUUCCCUCCAGAGCCUGAGCGAUCAAGCGCGAGCCGAAGGCGAAAGAUCCGCUUUAGACUGGGACCUAACUUCUCUUCUCAAGGGCCCCAGUGCACCGCCUUGUCGCCAUGUUGCCUUCAAGAUACCACAAACCACACCAGUCGCUCUCGCAAGCCCGAUGAAGGUUGUCGUAAGCGAACUAGACACAGCGCAGACCAUUUGCAACGAUAUCGAACGAACGGCAAGGAAGUCUCGGGGGCUAAGUCACCCAGAGGAGCUGUCGAUGGUCGAAGAAGCGAAGAUCAUAUCUCUUACCGAUGCAAAGAAGCAAACCGGAUACCUGGAGCAUCUGGUUUUUGACAUAAAGAAACUUGUUUGGGCUUAAUAGAAUUGAUAGCGAGCGGUUUUCCUUUUAACUAAUAUAUGUUAAAUUUAAAUUGCCAAAAAAAGGCAGUUUUGUUUGCAUAGCAGUACAUGUGUACACAGGCCAUUUUGUAUAUAGAAUCUGAAAAUCCCCAAAGACAAAUGGAUAAAUAGAGAGAGCAACGGUUGAAUGCAAUGUCCUGAGAAGC